AUGGAAUGGAUGGACGUCACACGUUAUCAACAUCACCUGAAGGUGUUUCUUAACGAGAAUCCUUCUAGCGCCAUCUUCUUGGAAUACAUUCCCAAUAUGGAAAUUAUCUAUCUGCAUGAUUUUACAAAGAAGCAGGGAGAGGCUUUGAUCCGUGGCAUUCGAGAGAUCCACAAAGUGUUGGUUCUGCACUGCGACGCCAAACUGAGGAACAUGAUGAUUGUCAAGAAUGACCCGGAAAGUGUGGUGUGUUUAGACUUCGACAGAGCUCAAACCUCCCACGCAGAGAGCCUUACCAAGAAGGCAACGAAGGUUAAUUGA
Messenger RNA from Paracoccidioides brasiliensis Pb18, 318 nucleotides. RefSeq lists its product as uncharacterized. The record is from RefSeq and is a predicted model, not a curated record. Bases 1 to 318 code for a protein of 105 amino acids. Gene Ontology annotation, molecular function: ATP binding; protein kinase activity. The transcript has a single exon. Gene Ontology annotation, biological process: protein phosphorylation.